UGUUGUGAUAAACUUAUUAAAUAGAUACAACAUAAUGUCUGGAACUUGAUUUCGUUAGCAACGCAGUUAUAUCUAUUGACUAAAGAGCUGCAUUUGACUUGUAUUUUUGCGCAAUGGGGGAUACAGAAGAAAGCAAUGGUAGCUCGCAGCCAGCUGAAGUUGCGAUGGACUCGAAUCCAAGUGAGCAGAAUGCUCCAACUCCUCUAGCCACCCAGACCAGCAGGCCUGCUCUGGAUGCGGAUGAAAUGAGGAGGAGGCGACUGGCGAAAAUAGGCGGAACUACACCUGCAACACAACCUGCUAAAUCUGCCGUGCUCAACCCGGUAACGGAUUUGUCGCAGUCCAUCAUCCAACCAGUAGCCAAACUGCCACGCAACCGAACAGAAACAACGCAAUCUCUCAGGACUACCUCCGUUCCAAAAAUGGCCACACCUAAUUGCGAAGAAUCUAUGCUUAAAAUUGCACGAUCGGUUUGCGGGCCGAGUGUCAAGUUUGAGACAAGUAUGACCGAAGAUAUAUUUUCGGCUAAUCCUGCUUCGGUAUUAGGAAGUUUAAUUUUGGAAUCGUGUCAAAGAGUUUAUACAGAAACGAGUAGAGAAAACGAUACGCUUAAAAGGGCAGCUGGUUCUAGUUCUAAUGUGAAAUCAUACAGCUGCCUGAAAUUUCUUUUUGAACUCCAUCAAAGUGCUAUUCGAAAAAAGAACCAACUGAAAGGAAUGAAUGCUGACGAAAGUUUGAAGAAAAAAAUUGAACUUGUGGCGUAUAUUGAAAAAGCUUCGCUUCGCUUUUCGGUGCUAGUCCUCAAUAAUUAUUUUGCAAAGGAUGCGGACUCAUUUUGCGACCCUUGCAAUUCCGUGUUGUAUCACCUCAUAGUGGAAAACAACUCAGCGUGGGACUUCAUGGUGGCAAUUUGUUCAAUUGUUAAAACAGAGUUUCCUGAACAAGUUUUCACCGAAGUUUUCAGCUCGCUUCUGCAGACCAUUUCGUUCAAAAUUUCAGUAGAUAGUUCGGUCAAUAAUCCAUCUUCAUCGAACGCGCUUGAUAUGAUGUGCAACCUAUUAGAGAUGCAGGUGGAUGUCCUGUCUGAGAAAGUGGUCUGCAAACCAUUCGUGGAGUUGACUGUGAAGCAGGAAAACUGGUUACCGGCGCCUUUGACGGCAGCUGAAGGACGGGAAAUCCAGAGGCUCUCCUUUUUGGGUCCUUUUCUAAGUGUGUCUUGUUUGAACGAAGACGACCCUCUUUUUGCAACGUCGGUGGUUCCCGGAGGCCUAGAAGAUUUUAAAGAUCUGGUCAUCUUCAAAAAGAUCCAACAGAUUGUUUACCAGCUAAGAACGAAGCAGCACCUAAUAGUACGUACUCUUCUGGUGAAUCAAUCGACACGUGCAAAUACACUUGACCUGUUGGCCAACUUCCUCACUCGCAACAUGAAGAGAGCCCAGUUCCAGCCGGACUCAUCCACGUUGGCAACUCAUGGAUUCAUGCUCAACUUCCUCUACAUAUUGUGCGAACUGGAGACGAAAGUGACGUUGGACAAAGUUGAUGCGAACUAUCUGGUGCAUCCCAGAAGUAGAUUCGAUUUGUCCAACGAGAGUCUCCUCAGGAUGUCUUCUCCUGAGUUGGCCGAGUACCGCGACUCCAUCAAGGACGACGGAACUGCUCCCAGAUUCCCCACUGAGUGUUUCUUCUUCACCCUCUACGGAAGCCACCUCUGCUUCAUUCCUGUCAUCAAACACUACACCAAUGUGAUGCGAACUUACAAGCAGAUGAAGGCAGUUUUGACAGAGGCGGAGAAACAGCAGGACCGUAUGUCCAACUCAUUUGUGCAGAACAGACUGCGUGAGUUGAGACAACAGCUGGAGAGCUACUACAGGAGUGCAGUUACUCUGGGUGCGGUGUUAGCAGAGGAGAAUCUUUUGGGACUCAUGUUCCACUACUACUCCAAGGUCAUGGAUCUGAUCUUGUCAAUGGUAUCCGCCCCUGACUCCUCGAAAGGACUUUUCGGCCAAGUCAAGACACCAACUUUGCCCUUAGCUGAAGAAGUGCCCAAAUCAUUCGCUUCUUUUCCCGCUUUUGUCAUUGAAGAUAUCGCGGAUUACAUCACCUACGUUGUCAGGAAUGCCCCCAAAACCGUUUCCUCAGACCAGAACAGUUCUCGCUCUCUCGUGAACUUCCUGGUGACGUUUGCCUGCAGUCCCAACUACAUAUCGAAUCCCUACCUUGUGGCCAAAGUGGUUGAGAUCAUUUUCCUGCUGAAUCCUGGCAACUCACAAUCGCCUAAUACGCUCUACCAGCAAAUUCUGGACCACAAAGAGGCCAUAGACCACUUCGCGCCCAGUCUCAUCCACUUCUACGUGGCCAUAGAGUCCACUGGGAGCAGCAACGAGUUCUACGACAAAUUCUCUAUCAGAUAUCACUUGACCAUUAUUUUCAUGUCCAUGUGGAACAACCCCACACACAAGGCGUGUAUGGUGCACACUUUGAACAGUGGGGGAGAAAUUGUGAGAUUUGUGAAUUUACUCAUCAAUGACACGACCUUCCUUCUAGAUGAGAGUCUGGAAUGCAUCAAGCGAAUUCAUGAAACACAGCAAUUGAUGAAAAAUACAACAGAGUGGAAUAAACUUUCCAAAGAUCAACAAGGUGCCAAAAAGAAGAAACUGCACGAAGACGAAAGCCAGUGUCGCAGCUACAUGACUCUAGUGAAUGAGACCCUGAACAUGUUCCAUUAUCUCACGAGGGAUGUGCAGAAGCCGUUUCUGCUUCCCGAGAUCAUCGGCCGACUGGCCGCCAUGCUCAAUUGCUAUCUGUCUCAACUUGUGGGACCGAACUACAAAGAACUUAACAUAGAGAAUCGAGAGAAAUACGGAUUCCAACCGAAAGCAUUGCUGGACAACAUCACUGACUUAUAUCUGCACCUCGAUAGUAAGGAGCUGGUUGAGGCGAUUGCCGCCGAUGACAGGUCUUAUCGGGAAGAAAUCUUUGUGAGUGCGGAGGAGACACUGAGGAGAGUGGGUCUGAAGACUGGUUCUGAACUAGAGAGAUUCAGAAGGAUGGCCAGUGAGGCCAAACAGUGCUAUCUGGACAACAUCCAGAUGGAGGAGGACUUCGAGGAUGCCCCAGAUCACUAUAGAGAUCCCAUCACACAGGCUCUGAUGACUGACCCAGUUCGACUUCCGAGCGGCAAAGUGAUGGACAGGUCAGUCCUUAGCAGAAUUCUCCUAGACAGUGCCAUUGACCCCUUCAGUCGCCAGCCACUCUCCCAAGACAGCAUCGAGGAGUGUCCGGAACUGAAACUGGAGAUAGACAACUGGAAGAAGAACAGAGUCAGUCAGAAAUAGAUGUAAAUUGAAGAAUAUAAUUUGAAUCAACAGUGAAGAAAAAUGGAGUCAGUUGAAAUUUGAACGGACAGCAGCAGAACAUCGUUGAACUUCGGCAAACCAUUUAUGACAGCAGAUAUGAAGAUAUUCUGAAAUGAGCUUAUUAUUUAAAAACACAUUCAUGCUAAAACUGUGUACUACGCUUAAAUAAAUUGAUGAUACCGUUUUCAAAGAUAAAAGAACGUUGCUUUCAACUGUGUAAGCUAAUAGUGUAAUUUAAUUUGAACUGUUCAUGAUUGAAUUUCAGCUGAAAUGUUCCUGGUUGUGGUGAAAAUGAGGUAAAACUUCAAGGUGUAAUCUUAUAACAAAAUUGGAAUGAUUUUUGAUCAGAAUUUGGUUUUGCCUCAUCUGUUUAAAUUUGUAGGCGUCAAUAAUCUGCAAUAGUGUCAUAUUUUACGUUAGAAUUGGAGAUAUUAAAAUUUAUCACAG
This is a messenger RNA of Symsagittifera roscoffensis, 3803 nucleotides long. RefSeq names its product ubiquitin conjugation factor E4 B-like. The record is from RefSeq and is a predicted model, not a curated record. Lineage: Eukaryota; Metazoa; Xenacoelomorpha; Acoela; Convolutidae. Gene Ontology annotation, cellular component: cytoplasm; ubiquitin ligase complex; nucleus. Gene Ontology annotation, molecular function: ubiquitin-ubiquitin ligase activity. Bases 114 to 3335 code for a protein of 1073 amino acids. The transcript has 14 exons. Gene Ontology annotation, biological process: protein polyubiquitination.